AAAAAUUCUGACCUAACCUAAGCUAACCAACAUAUUUCUAUCUCAAGCCGUUUUAUCCUUGAUUAGCCGCCUUCUAUAGCUCGCCAGUCGCCGGUCACCAUCAGCUGAUCGCCUCCUCUUCCAGCAAUGGCGGAAGCUCAAACAGAAACUCCGCCUUCCCUAUCUGAGCAAUAUUCACUGAAGGAGAAAGCGGAGAAAUCAGAUGUGGCUACAAAAGUAGCUGACGCAGAAGAGGUCGAAAAUUCAGCUAGUACUUCUUCCAAGGAAGUGGUGACCGAGGAAGUUGAGACUCCUGCUCCUCUUGUGGAAAGUACUGAGGUUCCUCCUGCUGUUGCUGAAGAAAACACCGAAGCCAAUCCUGUUGCUGAGAACAGUGUUGAAGAUGCUCAAGUUGCUGCGGAAGAAAGUAAUGAACGUACCAAAGAGAGCUCAGGUGAUGCUGAAGAAACACCGGAGAUAAAGCUUGAGACUGCUCCUGCAGAUUUUCGCUUCCCAACUACAAACCAAACAAGGCAUUGCUUCACCCGAUAUAUCGAGUACCAUCGUUGUGUAGCUGCAAAAGGAGAAGAUGCUUCAGAGUGUGAUAAGUUUGCCAAGUACUAUCGUGCCCUAUGUCCGGGAGAAUGGAUAGAUCGAUGGAACGAGCAAAGGGAGAACGGUACUUUUCCAGGUCCUCUGUAAGAUGGUACUUUUCGGGAAAUCCAGUGUAGUUGUCAAAUGAGAAACGGCAUUUUCAGGAAAUAAGAAAUUUUGGCAUGUACCCGUUUUGACUGGAUCAUGAUUGAUAAAAUGGAGUUAUAUAUGGCCUAUGUUACAUGGGUUCAACUGGUCAAGUGUUGGAUAUUGAUAUCUGUCCGACACCAAUAAGUUUAAUUUCUUUUUGAGAGCUAUGCCCUAUGUUUUUGUUCAUGUUCAGAUGUGUCUAACAUGGAUAUACAAGUUCUUCCAGCAAAUUAAAGAAAUUAAGAAAA
Messenger RNA from Gossypium raimondii (Peruvian cotton), 971 nucleotides. Its product is annotated as cytochrome c oxidase subunit 6b-1. NCBI's taxonomy places the organism in Eukaryota, Viridiplantae, Streptophyta, Magnoliopsida, Malvales, Malvaceae. The coding region runs from base 127 to 681 and encodes 184 amino acids. The transcript is spliced from 5 exons. The record is from RefSeq and is a predicted model, not a curated record. Gene Ontology annotation, cellular component: mitochondrion; respiratory chain complex IV.